Messenger RNA from Eutrema salsugineum, 899 nucleotides. Its product is annotated as protein PLANT CADMIUM RESISTANCE 10. The transcript has 4 exons. The record is from RefSeq and is a predicted model, not a curated record. Bases 299 to 781 code for a protein of 160 amino acids. Lineage: Eukaryota; Viridiplantae; Streptophyta; Magnoliopsida; Brassicales; Brassicaceae.
AACUCAGUUCUCUUCUUCUGACUAAUAAGAGAUAAAAGAAAGCUCUGGUUCGCGAAUCUGAGUUUCAUGCUAAUCCAAUCUCUCCGUCGAGCUCAGGCUCUGAGGUAAGCAUUUUCUUGAAAUUGGAAUCAAGAUUCGGAACUAAGAUGGGAGAGAAGGGGCACUACGUGCCUCCGCCGUACGUUCCAUUAAGAGAGUCGGAUGCUGAUGCAGAAGGAACCACCACUCCAACUCGGGAUCUGGAAGUUGCUUCUCCUGUAGCCACAAGGGUUGAUCCGAUACAGUGGUCGUCUGGUGUAUGCGCUUGCUUCGACGAUAUGCAGAGCUGUAUGCUACUACUCUCUGUCCUCCACUCCUUGAUUUUACUACAGGAACCAAUUUUGUUAAAGGUUUUAUAGGUUUGUUCUGUCCGUGUUAUAUCUUUGGCAAAAACGCAGAGUUGUUGGGGUCUGGAACAUUUGCAGGACCCUGCAUAACACAUUGCAUUUCAUGGGCUCUUGUUAACACCAUUUGCUGCUUUGCAACCAGUGGCGUUUUGCUUGUUCUACCAGGAUGCUUUGUGUCAUGUUAUGCUUGUGGAUACCGCAGAUCAUUAAGAGCCAAGUACAACUUACAGGAGGCUCCAUGUGGGGACUUUGUAACACACUUCUUCUGUCACUUGUGUGCCGUUUGCCAAGAAUACAGAGAGAUCAGAGAACGUAGCAGCGGCUCAAAUCCUCCUGAUAUGAAGAUGGCUAUCACCGAUGCCCCCUUAGCUCAAGCCAUGGAAUCAGCUAACUGAUCAACUUUGUCUCGUUGUGAUUUCAGUUUCUUUUGUAGAAGACAUAUUUUCAUGUCAUCGACUUUUGCAAUGUAUUUUAGAAGUUUGAUGGGUAAAGUAAAACUUUCUAAGGUUAUAA